ACUUAAAUCUGAUCCUGACUUCUGACUGUGGAAGUGUUAUUCGCCAGAGUGGAUUGCGUUAGCCCAAAACAAAAAAAAAUUACAGCAGCAUGUCAUCCAUAACUGUUUGAAUGCAAGAAUCCUUUGAGAAUUAAUCUUGAAGUGGAUAGAAGAAUUAUUCAUCAUUACUUAAAGAUGAAAACUGAAAAAGCAGUUGCUUAUAGGUUCUCACAGCAUGAUCAUCGUAUUCAAUUUUCAGAGGAUUCAGUUGCCACAGAUGGACAUGUAAAUGAGAGUGACGAAAAUGUGGAGCGAGGCAACUGGUCUUCGAAGACCGAAUACCUACUCUCUGUGAUAGGCUGUGCAGUGGGACUUGGCAAUGUCUGGAGAUUCCCUUACCUGGCGUACAAGAAUGGAGGAGGAGUCUUUCUUAUUCCCUACCUGCUCAUGCUGGCACUUAUUGGAAUGCCGAUGUUUUUUCUGGACACGUCAUUUGGGCAAUUUGCCAGCCUUGGACCUGUUUCGAUAUGGAAAGUCGUGCCAAUGUUUCAAGGUAUUGGGAUCACAAUGGUUCUUGUAAUUUCAGUUAUUGACAUUACCUACAACUGCAUCAUUGCCUACAGCCUGUAUUACCUGUUUGUCUCCUUCCAAUCCCCUCUGCCGUGGGCAGACUGCUUCAGUUGGUGGGGAGCAGAUGAAACCUGCAGCAGGACACCCAGAGGUUUGGUGUGCAAUCACACUCUAGGUGAUGGGCGUUUUGAAAUUAUUAAUACAACAUGGCUGCAGGCAAGCAACAAGUCUUGUUCAAAUGGAUCAGAAAUCUAUGUUCCUCACCAGGGGCCUAGUGGACAAUACUGGGAUAAAGUAGUUUUACGCCGUUCACGUUCAAUAGAAGAGACGGGGAACAUAGUUUGGUAUUUAGCCUUCUGUCUGCUUCUGGGCUGGGUGAUUAUUGGAGCUGCUUUGUGUAAAGGCAUCAAGUCUUCAGGAAAGGCGGUUUACUUCACUGCAUCCUUCCCUUAUGUGGUUCUCAUCAUUCUUCUUAUCCGAGGCGUGACCCUUGAAGGAGCUCAAAAAGGGAUUGACUUCUAUAUUGGAAGCCAGUCAGACUUCACCAAACUGCUUAAUGCCGAGGUCUGGAAAGAUGCUGCAACUCAGAUUUUCUUUUCUCUCUCAGUGGGCAGUGGUGGCUUAAUAACAUUGUCAUCCUAUAACAAAUUCCACAAUAAUUGCUACAGAGACACCAUCAUAGUUUGUGUUGUGAAUUCUGCCUCAAGUGUGUUUGCUGGAUUUGUCAUCUUUUCCAUUCUUGGACACAUGGCUCACGUACAAGACAAGUCUAUUUCAGAGGUUGUUCAAUCAGGUUUUGGUUUGGCUUUCAUUGCCUAUCCAGAGGCUUUAACACACAUUCCUUUGGCACCUCUGUGGUCCAUCUUGUUUUUCUUGAUGUUGCUCACUCUGGGACUGGACACUCAAUUUGCAGGUUUAGAAACGGUUGUAACGACCUUACUUGAGCAGAUCCCAAAGUUUUUGCAAUCGAAGCAUCAUUAUGUGUCAAAUGGAAUUUGCCUGCUGUUUUAUUUCCUCGGCCUUAUGUUUGUAACAGAGGCUGGAAUUUACUGGCUAAAUUUAAUUGACUAUUUCUGUACUGGAUGGAUUCUUGUUAUAGUCGCCCUGAUGGAACUCAUUGCCCUCAGCUGGAUUUAUGGAAUAAACAGGUUUAUUAAUGAUAUUGAGUCAAUGAUUGGGAGGAAGACUUGGCUCUUCUGGCUGUGGUGGAGAUUGUGUUGGCUUUUCAUUGCUCCAAGUUUGCUGGCUGCCACCUUACUCUGGUCAUUAGCAACAUUUUCCAGACCUACAUAUGGAUCUAUUGAGUACCCACAAUGGGCAAUAGCCCUUGGUUGGUGCAUACUAAUUUUCUGUAUUAUGUGGAUCCCCAUUAUUGCCAUUAUUAGAGUUAUUCAAGCUGAAGGCUCCAGUUUUUGCCAGAAAAUUUCUGCUGCUUGCAGAUCAGCUCCUGACUGGGGUCCGUACAUGAAACAGCACAGAGGGGAAAUGAUACAGAACCAGAGCUGAUCUUCCAAAGCUCCCAUCGAAGUACCUCUACUGACAUGCCUGCUGUUCAGAAAAGAUGUGAAGAUCAUGGCCUGAAAGAUCUAUAGCUACUCUGAUAUCUCACUGUAAUUUCAAUCCUUUCUGUAAUUAAUUUCCACUAAUUUGAGUUAUUCCAAAGUUAUUUGGAACAGCUUGCAGCUCACUGGAACACGCAUAGUCAUCUGGGUACAGGGGUAAUUACAGAAUUAAAUUCAUCAUGACCACGAUUUUUACCCCAUAUAACUCUUGGGGUUAAUGAAUGGAUUCCAUUAAUUGCUGUGUUUUCUUGAAUUAGACCCAGAGUAUGGUAAAGUUGAAAAAGCCCAGAUCCACAUUGAUAUUUGUCACCAAUAGCCACCAGCUUAUCAUAACACAGACAUUGAUAGCUUUACAUGUGAUGAGUCCCUUCAAGUCAUCUGAGACCAAUUCUACUUUCUGUUCUUCAGGACCAAUCUCAGUCCUUAGUACUGUUGUGUUAAUUGAUUAUUACUGGAACAGCUUCCACUUCCCCAUAGAUCACUACAACAAAAGAAACAGGCCCUUCAGCCCAUCUGGCCUAGUUCCUUAAGCCUGCACAUGAACCACAGCCCUCCAUACCUUUUCUAACCAUGUACUUACCUGAAUUUCUCUUAAAAGUUGAGAUCAAACCUGCAUCCACCAUCCUAUGGCAGCUAAUUCCAAACUCUCCCUAUACUGAGUGAAUAUGUUGCCCUUCAGUUGCUCAUAAACCUUUCAACCUUAAACUAUGACCUGUAGUUCUAAUUUCACCCAUCCCAGUGGAAAAAGCUUGCUUGCGUUUACCUUAUGUAUAUUCCUCAGUACUUUGUAUAUCUCUAUCAAUUCUCCCCUCAUUCUUUUACACUCCCGGGAAUAAAAUCCUAAUCUGUUCAUCCUUUCCCUAUAACCAAUUCCUCAAGCCCUAGCAACAUCCUUCUAACUUUUACUGUGCUCUUUCAAGCUGUCAUGCCUCAAUCUGAUCACCAGGGGAUACCAGAGUCCUCCAGGCACUGAAGCUCCUCCUUGCUGGAAUUUUUGGUUGAUUAUUUUCAUCUGCAUCUUGAUUUAGAAAUUAGACUGGGCUCAUUUAGGUGCAUCAAAGUUAUUACAUUGAAAGUCACGUGCACUCCAUCUGCAUUCAGGAUCUGAAAAGGAAGAGUCAGCUUGGCUUUGUGUGUUCAGAGCCCUGCUUGAUGAACCUAUUAGGAUUUCAACAAGGCCUUUGGUUGGUGUAGAAGGGUAGGUCUCAAGGAAUUUAUAGAGAGCUAGUUAGAUGGAUUCAAAAUUGACUUGGAGGUAGGAAGUAGAGGCUGGUGGCUGAAGGUUGUUUCCUCCAGUGGAGACUGGUGACUGGUGGUGUGUUGGAACUCCUCUGGUUCAUUAUCUACAUGAAUGAUUUGGAUGCAAAUGCACAAAUCUUGAUCAGUAAGUUUGUGGAUGAAAGGAAAUUGGGAAUUUAUGUUGAUAGUGAAGAAGGUUAUUGUAAAUUACAAGGAUAUCUUGAUCAGUUAGGGAAAUGGGCUGAGGAGUGGUAAAUGGAUUUCAAUACAGACAAAUGUGAGGUAUUGUUCUGAAAACUCAAACCAGUGUAGGAUUAUACUAUGAAUUUCAGGGAGCUGGGGAGUGUAAUGGAACAGAGGGACUAGAUAGCUGGUUGAAAGCAGCAUCAGGGUUUUGAAAAAGGCCAUUUAGCAUGCUGGGCUUCAUCAGCCAGGGCAAUAAAUAUAGAAGUUGGGAUGCUAACUUGCAGCUAUGCAGGUUGUUAGUGAGACCACACUUGUAAUACUUUGUACAUUUUUGGUCACCGUGCUACCUGAAAGACAGACUUGAGGUGAUUACCAAGGGAACAGUCACAGAACAGCACAAAUUAAAGUAACUCCAAAUCAUAAUGGACCAAUGAAAGAUGACUGUACAAAUAGAUAAGUAGCAGGGAAUAAGUUACAGCAGCACCAGAAUAUCACAGUAAUGCACAAAGUGCCAUUAGUGCCAGUAUUUGAGUCCUUGUGUCUGCUCACAGUUUCAGUCAUUGUUCUGUGGGAGUGGUGUGAUGGAGGCCACAGCUCUGGGGUAGAAGCUGUUCCUCAGUCUAUUUGUUCUGGUUUUUAGUGUCCUGAACCUUUUGCUGGACGGCAGCGGGUCAAACAGGGAGUGGCCGGGGUGUGUGGUGUCUCUGGUUAUGCUGAUUGCUUUCCUCCUGAGUCUGCUGGAGUAGAUAGGUAAUGUACUGUCUCUCUCAACUCCAUUUUCCUGCCUUCUCCCAGUAACCUUUGAUGUCCUUACUAAUUAAGACCCUAUCAAACUUCUCCUUAAAUAUAUCAAAUGACUUGGCCUUCACAGCUGCCUGUGGCAAUGAAUUCCACAGGUUCAUCACCCCCUGGCUAAAGAAACUCCUCCUCAUCUCUGUUCUAAAGGGACACCCUUCUAUUCUAAGCCUAUGACCUCUCCUUCUAGACUCUUUUUCUACAGGAAACAGCCUCCCCACAUGCACUCUAUAUAGGCCUUUCAAUGUUCAGUAUAUUUCAAUGAGAUACCUCCUCAUUCUUCUAAGCUCCAGCGAUACUGGCCAAGAAUAAUCAAAAGCUCCUUAUACCUUAACCCUUUCAUUCCCAGGAUCAUUAGUUCCUAGCAUUACAUCUCUGCUAUUAUCUUCUAGUCUUCUCAAUGUUAAUGUGAAUAUUGCAUUUGCCUUCUUUACUUCUGACUCAACCUGCAACUUAACUUUAGGGAAUUGUACACAAGGAUUCCUAAGUUUCUUUACACCUAUGAUUUUUGCUUUUUUUUAUCCCAUCAGGAAGAUUGGUACAUCCAUCUGGGAGGUUGGGAUAACUGCAUUGUGCAGUAGACAAUGGGGGCUCUAUUACUGCUAGCUGUAAUUCAUUCUAACUUUUUGCCCGAAAUUGCCCUGUGGAGUGAUGGUGUGAUGAACCGUUGUCUUCAUUAUAAUCUAACAGUCCCCCUCUCUAAAUGAUGUCAGUAGGGAAUUUCAGCGGCUCUGUGCUAUUGAAAUUCAGAUUUAAAUUCAGACAUUAAGAUUUGUGUUGGCCUUCACAGGACAAAAAUGGGGAAACUGUUGGUUGCAGCAAAGCAUUUAGUUUAAAUGUUAUGCUGUCAAAACUGGGAGUAGAUAAAUUGUACAGCCUCUUCUGUGUGUUGAAGUACAGUAAGGCACAGUCAAGAUGAUAAGCUGAGAGAAAUAAAGUGCAAGCAGCCAGGCUAAACUCUUGUUUAUGCAGCCUUUCUGUUCAAGCUUGGGAAACAAGGUCACCAGGCACACCAACACAGGAUAAAGAUGCCCAUGAAGGAUUAUGUUACUAAUUCUUGAGUUGUUUGGUGUUUAACAUUUUGAUUUAAUUGGUUAUUAACACCUGAAGUAUGCAUUGUGAUUGGUAUUGAAAAUUAUGGGAUUCAGAAGUGCACAAUAUUUCUGUUAGAUGAAUAUCUGUAUCCAGCUAGUCAUUUUCUGUUUCAAAAUGGCAUUUCUUUGUUCAAAUUUCAGAAGAGUUUUUUGACAGGAACCAGACUGUUCUCCUUGUGCACAAUUAAAUAAAGUGUGAUUGAAGCAA
Molecule: messenger RNA, 5633 nt
Organism: Hypanus sabinus (Atlantic stingray)
Lineage: Eukaryota; Metazoa; Chordata; Chondrichthyes; Myliobatiformes; Dasyatidae
Product: sodium- and chloride-dependent neutral and basic amino acid transporter B(0+)-like
Exons: 14
Coding region: 175-2055 (626 amino acids)
Biological process (GO): sodium ion transmembrane transport
Cellular component (GO): membrane
Molecular function (GO): L-proline transmembrane transporter activity
Source: RefSeq, a predicted model, not a curated record